CACGUGACACAUUGAGCUCAGUCCGAUCACAUGACUCUAACGUCAUCAACUCCUGUGCUGGUUAUGGAGGAGCUGUAGGAAGUACCGGCACCAGACGGGUUACAGGUAUUUCUAGAAAUAAUAAAUUGCCACCUUGUAAUAAGAUGUUGGAAAAUGAACAGAAAGUGCCAUACCGCCGCCUUGAACCUGCUGUGCAGAAAUUUGCCAAAAUUGUUAUUCCAACAGAUCUGGAAAGACUGAGGAACCAUCAGUUAAAUAUUGAAAAGUAUCGGAGGUGUAGAUCAUGGGAUCAGCUGCACAAAGAACAUAUAAAUGCAGGACGCACAGUGCAACAACUACGAGCCAACGUUCAAGAGAUGGAAACACUUUUGCUGAAAGUGAGGAAAGAAGAUGUACAUUUCUUGAGAACGGUAUUACAGCCAGUAAAAGAGAUGGCUUUAGCUUCAAUAAAUGAUUUUUUGGAACUUCACUCAAAAUCAGUUGAAGAUUUAAACUCACAUGAAGAAAGUUUGUCUGACAUGCAGAAUACUGCACAAGCAAAAGAUUCUUUUAGUGUAAGUGAUUCCGAAAGACAGAUACAGUCAUACCAACUACAAAUUCAAGAACAGAAUGCCUCAGAAUCAUGGAAUACUCUGGAAAAGGAUUUACUUGACUUAAAUGAAAUUGUAAAUGACUUUUCUCAUCUAGUACAUACUCAGCAGGAGAAGAUUGACAGCAUUGAAGACCAUGUCAACACUGCUGCUGUGAAUGUUGAAGAGGGAACCAAGAACCUGGGGAAGGCUUUACAAUAUAAGCUAUCAAUGCUUCCUGCAGCAGGUGCUCUCAUCGGUGGAAUAGUUGGAGGUCCUAUAGGCCUGAUGGCAGGCUUCAAAGUGGCAGGGAUUGCAGCUGCUAUUGGUGGUGGACUUCUAGGCUUCACAGGAGGAAAGAUCUUGCAGAGAAAAAAGGAAAUCCUGGCAAAAGAACAGGCCUCCAUUACAGAAGACUGUCCACAAGAAAAUAAAAAAUCCACUUGAUGGGAUUAUUUGACAUUUUAACAAGAAAUGUUUCAAAUUGUUUAAAAAUAUUUUGUAAAGUGCUGUUGCUUUGCACUUUUGUGAUCAAUGUCUGUUAAUAUUUGCUUUUAUAUGCAUCCAACAUACAUUUGAAAUAAACCUUAUAAACAGUGUAAAA
Pseudophryne corroboree (corroboree frog) is the source of this 1173-nucleotide messenger RNA. RefSeq names its product syntaxin 17 (gene STX17). Gene Ontology annotation, biological process: vesicle-mediated transport; vesicle fusion; intracellular protein transport. The coding region runs from base 144 to 1016 and encodes 290 amino acids. Gene Ontology annotation, molecular function: SNAP receptor activity; SNARE binding. The record is from RefSeq and is a predicted model, not a curated record. The transcript is spliced from 8 exons. Gene Ontology annotation, cellular component: autophagosome membrane; endomembrane system; SNARE complex. NCBI's taxonomy places the organism in Eukaryota, Metazoa, Chordata, Amphibia, Anura, Myobatrachidae.